Trifolium pratense (red clover) is the source of this 3158-nucleotide messenger RNA. RefSeq names its product auxin response factor 4-like. Gene Ontology annotation, cellular component: nucleus. Gene Ontology annotation, molecular function: protein binding; DNA binding. Gene Ontology annotation, biological process: response to hormone; regulation of DNA-templated transcription. Lineage: Eukaryota; Viridiplantae; Streptophyta; Magnoliopsida; Fabales; Fabaceae. Bases 554 to 2881 code for a protein of 775 amino acids. The transcript is spliced from 12 exons. The record is from RefSeq and is a predicted model, not a curated record.
UAUCUCAUGAACAAAAAAAACAAAGGAGAGUGUGUGUAGGGAAGGGUUGGUUCUUUACUGUCUUAGAUUUGUCCCCUCCACCCAACACACAUACACUGUUUCUCACUCUAUCUCUAAGACUCUAACAGUUUAAGUCCAAAAGUCACUACCACAUUGGCUUUACUUGCCUUUUGUUUCUGUGCUUCCUAUGCAAUUGUCUCUGUCUUCUGCUCCCUCUUCUAUGUACCUUCAAAAAUGGUGAUAAUGGAAUCAUACUUUGAAUUUCUUGUUAUUAUUUGAUAAAUAAAUAAAUAAAUACUCUUUCUUUCUACCCUUUUUCCUUCUCUGUCUCAUCUUUAAAGCCUUGUUUGGUACAUGAAUUUCUUUUCAUGAUUAAAAUUACCUCAUUUUCAUGAUACUAUAUCUCUUAACUUCCACUUUCUUAGUUUCACUUUUUAAAUUCCACUUAUAGUGACAACCCUUUUUCUAUCUUUAAAUAAAGAUUGAAUUUUUUUUCAAUUGGGGUGUUCUUAAUUCCAUUUUUGAGACUCUUAAGAAAACAAAAACAGUGUUCAUGGAAAUUGAUCUGAACCAUGAAGUGACUGAAAUUGACAAGAAUGUAUUGUGCAUUAAGGAAUGUGAAAAAGGUUGUUGUUUGUCCCCUUCAAAUUGUUCUUCAACUUCACCACUUGUUUGUUCUUCUUAUCUUGAACUUUGGCAUGCUUGUGCUGGCCCUCUUAUUUCACUUCCUAAGAAAGGAAAUGUUGUGGUUUAUUUUCCACAAGGUCACUUGGAACAAUUUGCUUCUUUUUCUCCUUUUAAACAAUUGGAGAUACCAACCUAUGAUCUUCAGCCUCAGAUCUUUUGCAGGGUUGUCAAUAUUCAACUACUUGCCAACAAGGAGAAUGAUGAGGUUUAUACACAAGUUACUUUGCUUCCUCAGGCUGAGUUUGCAGGGUUGCAUACGGAAGGAAAAGAAGUUGAGGAAUUAGAAGGCGACGAAGAGGGAGAUGAAGGGUCAACUACAAAAUCAACCCCUCACAUGUUCUGCAAGACACUAACUGUCUCUGAUACCAGCACUCAUGGUGGAUUCUCUGUGCCUCGUAGAGCUGCUGAAGACUGUUUUCCACCUUUGGAUUAUAAGCUGCAGAGACCCUCUCAAGAGCUUGUUGCCAAAGAUCUGCAUGGUGUGGAGUGGAAAUUUCGUCAUAUUUAUAGAGGUCAGCCAAGGCGGCAUCUACUCACUACUGGAUGGAGCAUUUUUGUGAACCAAAAGAAUCUUGUUUCUGGUGAUGCAGUGCUCUUUCUAAGGAGUGAAAAUGGAGAGCUGAGAUUAGGAAUCAGAAGAGCUAUUAGACCAAGAAAUGGUCUUCCUGAAUCAAUUGUUGGAAACCAGAACUGUUAUCCCAAUUUUCUUUCUUCUGUGGCAAAUGCUAUAUCCACCAAAAGCAUGUUUCAUGUUUUCUAUAGUCCAAGAGCAAGUCAUGCAGAAUUUGUUGUUCCAUAUCAAAAAUAUGUUAAAAGCAUCAAGAAUCCAAUGACCAUAGGGACAAGAUUCAAAAUGAGAUUCGAAACGGAUGAAUCGCCAGAAAGAAGAAGUAGUACUGGUAUGUUGAUUGGAAUGAAUGACUUGGAUCCCUAUAGAUGGCCUAAAUCCAAAUGGAGGUGCUUGAUGGUCAGAUGGGAUGAAGAUAUUGAAACUAAUCAUCAAGACCGAGUAUCUCCGUGGGAGAUUGAUCCAUCUUCUCCUCUACCUCCCCUAAGCAUUCAGUCUUCUCCAAGACUGAAGAAACCGCGGACCGGUCUGCAGGUUUCCUCGCCCAAUCACCUCAUCACUGGUAUGAAUCCUAAUGCAGGAAGCAGUGGAAUGACGGGGUUUGAGGAAUCUAUAAGAUCACCAAAGGUCUUGCAAGGUCAAGAAAAUGCAGGUUUUAUGUCACUAUACUAUGGAAGUGACAAAAAAACAACACACCAGCUAGGUUUUGAGUUGAGCUCUUCAAGUCAUCAUCAUCAAAACCUUGCAUCAACUGGAAUAGGAAAAGUAGUUACCUCUUCUGAGCUUAUGAGUGUUCAUCCUUUCAGUUAUGCAGGCUUUAUGGAAAAUAACAAUUUUCCAAGGGUCUUGCAAGGUCAAGAAAUAUGUAAGCUGAAAUCGAUUACAGGAAAAGUUGAUUUCAAUAUUGGUUCUUGGGGAACCAAACCCAAUUUUCAAUCUGCUUAUUUUCCUUUUGGAGAUAUUCACAAAGAUAAUCAAGUUAACAUGUUUAGCUCAAAACACACAACUUUCCUAAGCGAUAAUGUUGCGUUUAACACACCGACAACAUUGGCAGCAAACAUCAGAAAAGAAGUUGCAAAUGAGCAUAAGCUGCAGGACGAUAUAACUAAUGCUGCUUCAUUAGGGGCUACUAAUAUAAAUGUUGCAAAUGAUAACAAUGUGAAGGGAAAGGUAAAUUCCUGCAAAUUAUUCGGGUUUCCUUUGUCUGGCGAAACUAGUAGCCAGAACACGGCAAAAAGGAGUUGCACAAAGGUUCACAAGCAAGGAAGCUUAGUCGGAAGAGCCAUUGAUCUGUCAAGGUUGAGCGGCUACAUCGAUCUUCUAAGUGAACUAGAGAAACUAUUUGGAAUGGAAGGCCUUCUUAGAGAUUCUAAUAAAGGAUGGAGGAUCCUCUACACUGACAGUGAGAAUGACAUAAUGGUUGUGGGGGAUGAUCCAUGGCAUGAGUUUUGUGAUGUGGUGUCCAAGAUCCAUAUAUAUACCAAAGAAGAAGUGGAGAAGAUGACAUUUGGAAUGACAAAUGAUGAUACUCAUAGCUGUUUGGAACAAGCACCAGUGACUAUGGAACCUUCUAAAUCAUCCUCAGUUGGUCAGCCAGAUUAUUCUCCAAAAGUAGUUAGAGUCUAAAGUUUCAGGGUUGUCUAGAGUUGUGUUGGCCUUGCUUAUGUACAAAUUAAUCAUCUAUGAUUCUAUAUUUACUUUGAUUCUGCAUGUUUGAUUACUACCCUUUGAGCUUGUUAUCCCAGUAAAAAUUGCAUGGUCAGUGUUGGAGAAAGAUUGACACAAUUAAGUGCAGUAAAUAAGGGCUAGUCUUGGCAGUUUGCAAAAUGUAAUAUAAGCCAUUAUUACCUCUUGAUUAUGGUGUAAUAUUACUAAUAUUGUUAUGAAUGUGUUUGGGGUGCAA